CCACAACUCCCAGCAUCCUCCCGGAGGCCCGAGAUGGUCAGGCCAGUUGGCGGAGUGAGACCGCAAAUGUCUGCGGCAGCUGAGAAGAAGCGUCCCUUCGGGAAAUCAGCGUUUGAGGAGGAAUCUGCGGCCCGGAUAGAACAAGAUGUAGCGCGCGGCCUGGAGAACUUGCCUGUGAGACUGUGGCCACUGAGGGCGGGGCUCAGGCCUAAGCCUUUCCAGUAUACUCCUGAUCAUGUAGCUGGGCCUGGAGCAGACAUCAACCCCACACAAAUAACCUUUCCUGGAUGUGCUUGCACCAAAACUCCAUGUGUCCCUGGCACUUGUUCCUGUCUCCGCCAUGAGAAUAACUAUGAUGACAAUUUAUGCCUUAGGGACAUUGGAUUGGAAGCAAAGUACGCCAAGCCAGUUUUUGAAUGCAAUGCCCUGUGCCACUGUGGUGAGCACUGUAGAAACAGGGUGGUCCAGAGCGGUCUACAGUUCCUUCUCCAGGUGUUCCAGACAGAUCAAAAAGGCUGGGGACUUCGGACCUUGGAAUCUAUACCCAAGGGAAGAUUUGUCUGUGAGUAUGCUGGGGAGGUUUUAGGAUUCUCUGAAGUACAAAGACGAAUUCACCUACAAACAACACAGGACCCAAAUUACAUCAUUGCACUCAGGGAGCACAUUUACAAUGGACAGGUCAUGGAAACCUUUGUCGACCCUACCUACAUAGGAAAUAUUGGGAGAUUCCUGAAUCAUUCUUGUGAACCAAACCUGCUGAUGAUUCCCGUCCGAAUUGACUCAAUGGUACCUAAGCUGGCACUUUUUGCAGCCCAAGAUAUUUUGCCAGGAGAAGAACUCUCUUACGACUAUUCAGGAAGAUUCCUUAAUCAAAUAAGCAGUAAAGACAAAGAAAGGGUAGAUUGUGGACAACCAAGAAAGCUUUGUUACUGUGGUGCCCCGUCAUGUGCCACUUUUCUGCCAUAUGACAGUUCACUAUACUGCCCCUUAGAGAAUCCAGGCACCAGUUAGGAAGGGAGCUCCUACCUGCUGGCCUUUCUGUGGACAGAAAUCAGAGGGAGUUGAGCAUUAAGUGGUUCGGCUACGUCUGGGUCAUCUGCAAGCAGCCUAGCCUCAAGCGAGGUGUACCUUGUAGUCCGCAUCUUCCUCAUCCCUGUAACAAAGACCAGGGUUGCCCAGCCCUGCCUCUGCCAGGUUGCCUAAAUUCAACUCUACAGUGCAUCCCAGACUGUAAAAUGUCCAAUAAUACCUUUCCCCCCAGAAUACUUGCUUUUGUAGCUAAAUGUGAAUAAGUGACUAUGUUCAAACUAGCAGGAUACAAGCGAAAAUUAUGCCUCCUUGGGCAUCAUCCUUGUAUUUCUUCUUGGAAACCAGAAUUCAUACUUGACGCCUGGUGUUGGAGCAGCCAUCCUAAAUCCAAGAAGAUCCUGGGAAAGGGCCAUGCAGAACAUAUCAGCAAGAUUUCUGCUACUUAGA
This is a messenger RNA of Acomys russatus (golden spiny mouse), 1476 nucleotides long. RefSeq names its product histone-lysine N-methyltransferase SETMAR. The transcript has 2 exons. Gene Ontology annotation, molecular function: histone H3K9 methyltransferase activity; zinc ion binding; protein binding. Lineage: Eukaryota; Metazoa; Chordata; Mammalia; Rodentia; Muridae. The record is from RefSeq and is a predicted model, not a curated record. Bases 34 to 1011 code for a protein of 325 amino acids. Gene Ontology annotation, cellular component: nucleus.